UUCAACCACCUGCUGCGUCCAACUGCUGUAUUCUACUGGACUGCGUGUUCGACUGGUUGGCUCACGGUCCAGCGCGAACUCUGUUGCGACAUGCUCAGGAUGUAUGGCUCUGAUUCAACCACCUGCUGCGUCCAACUGCUGUUCUCUACUGGACUGCGGGCUCGACUACUGUUGAUCGAACGGCAACGUGCAGAAGCUUCGGCACGGCGUUGCUGGGUCGGCCGAUGGGUUUCGCUGGGCCAGUGGCCACCCUGUCAGCCCUUCAAUGGGACCGGGGAGAGGUACUGCGCGGUAACAUCUGUAACAACAGCAUGCUACUUGUCACUGUGUGCAUUCGAGGUUCUCCAGUCAAUACCAGUAAGCACUUUGGACAGUCAGGUGCGGAACGAUGUGCGAAGAUGCCUUCGAUAUUGAAACUUCACUGGAGUCUUCUGAUAGGCCGAAAGGUCCAUGGCAAU
This is a messenger RNA of Periconia digitata, 458 nucleotides long. Lineage: Eukaryota; Fungi; Ascomycota; Dothideomycetes; Pleosporales; Periconiaceae. The record is from the annotation of a GenBank genome assembly.